Micropterus salmoides (largemouth bass) is the source of this 3701-nucleotide messenger RNA. RefSeq lists its product as uncharacterized. Bases 403 to 3228 code for a protein of 941 amino acids. Lineage: Eukaryota; Metazoa; Chordata; Actinopteri; Centrarchiformes; Centrarchidae. The transcript has 13 exons. The record is from RefSeq and is a predicted model, not a curated record.
GUCAGUCUGCAACUCGAUGCUUAGCCUGCAUUUAUCAGUUCUGCUUGUCUUUCAGCCCGUCUGCUCUACGUUUGUGUUUUCCCUGGAUUAUUUCAUUAUUACCUGCCUGGACUAUUUAUUGUUUUAAUGUUUUGGAUAUUGGAUGUUACGUUCCCCCUUUUGGAUAUCCUGUUUUUUGUUGGACUACCUUGUUUUGCUGGACUAGUCCUUUAAGUAGGACUCUGAACCUGUAAGUUGUUCUGUCACUCCAGGAAAUAAAUCAGUUUACAACAUCCUGCUUGGUUAGUGCCUUGCAAUUUGACGAUAGAGGGUUACAAAGGGUGUUUGAUUCCAAACUUCGAAUGGACAUCCUGCGUUCCUCUGGGUGAGGCGAAAAAUUGUCAUAAACAACAGAACUCCAGGAUGAUUCACAUGAUAGACAGACUCAUCUGGAAACCUCAUCUAAGUGGCUUCAGUUCAAUGGUUUUGCAUCACAUUGCUGUCCUCCUUCUCCUAACUCACUCUUGUGGAGGUCAGUCUCAGGUGACUGGUCCAUCUCAGCCAAUAGUGGCGAUGGUUGGUGAUGAUAUCAUUUUGCCAUGUUACCUGGAACCUGCUGUGGAUGCUGCAGACAUCACUGUGGAGUGGGCAAGACCUGACCUAAAACCCAGAUUUGUCCAUUUGAGGCGAGAUGGUGUGGAGCUUCUGCUUGAGGAGCAUCCAUUGUACAUGGGGAGAACAUCACUGUCCGUCAACAAACUCAAGCGUGGAGACAUUUCACUGAAACUCUCCAAAGUGAAGUUCUCUGACGCGGGAACAUACAGGUGCCUCGUCCCCACGCCUGGUACGGAAUCUGUAAUCGAUCUUGCUGUAGGCGCUGUCUCGUCACCUGAAAUACACAUUUCUACAGUCAGCAAAGGAGUGAUGUUAGACUGUAAAUCUAAAGGCUGGUAUCCAGAGCCUGAGGUGUUUUGGCUGGACGGUGAGGGAAACCUCCUCUCUGCUGGACCUACAGAGACAGUCAGAGGUCCUGAUGACCUCUAUACUGUCAGCAGCAGAGUGACUGUGGAGAAGAGACACAGCAACAGCUUCACCUGUAGAGUCCAACAGAAGGACAUCAACCAGACCAGAGAGACUCACAUCCAGGUUCCAGCUGAUCUCUUCAUGGUCAAGUCAAGAUCUGCUCUUCAUAUCACCAUCUGCCUGUCUGCGUGCAUCAUGUCCAUUAUUGAAGUUGUCUUUGUUUUGUGGAAAUGGGGACAAAAUAAAAUCAACACUGAAGUGGGAGAAAGAAUGACAAGGGUCAAAAGAUUUGGCAACACCACAGAACUUCAGCUUCUGAUGGAGGGAGAAAGAGACGUCAAGCUGCUCCAAACAGAUAGUGAGAAAAUGAAGUAUUUGGACAAGACAAAGGCAAAAGUUGAUGAGAAGUUACAGAAGAAAGAGGAAGAGUUGCAACAUGUAAAACAGUGGUAUGAUUUUCAGAACUCCAGGAUGUUUCGUCUGAAGGAUGGAUGCUCCCCAAAACCGCGACUCUGUACCUUCAAUGUUUUGGUUUUCCAUCACACUAUGGCACUGCUUCUGCUAACACACUGCUGUAAAGGUCAGUCUCAAGUAAUUGCUCCACGUCAGCCAAUCCUGGCAGUCGUUGGUGAUGACAUCAUUUUGCCAUGUCACCUGGAACCUGCUAUGGACGUUGCCUCCACAGCUGUGGAGUGGUCGAGACCUGACCUGAAACCCAGAUUUGUCCACGUGAAACGUUCUGGUCAAGAACUUCUAGAUGACCAGCAUCCAUCCUACAGAGGAAGAACAUCGCUGUUCAACAAGAAACUGCAGGACGGAGACAUUUCACUGAAACUCUCCAAAGUCAAGCUGUCUGACAGGGGAACAUACAGGUGCUUUGUUCCCAUAUUGAACAGAGACUCAACUGUGGAGCUGUUCUUUGGUUCAGUAUCAUCCCCUGAAAUAAACAUUUCUACAGUCAGCAAAGGAGUGAUGUUAGACUGUAAAUCUAAAGGCUGCUAUCCAGAGCCUGAGGCGUUUUGGCUGGACGGUGAGGGAAACCUCCUCUCUGCUGGACCUACAGAGACAGUCAGAGGUCCUGAUGACCUCUAUACUGUCAGCAGCAGAGUGACUGUGGAGAAGAGACACAACAACAGCUUCACCUGUAGAGUCCAACAGAAGGACAUCAACCAGAUCAGAGACACUCACAUCCAGGUUCCAGCUGAACUCUUCAUGGUCCAGUCUAGUUUUGCUGUUCGGAUCACCAUCUGCUUGGCUGUGUGCAUCAUGUCUGUUGUUGCAGUUGUCUUUAUUUUGUGGAAAUGGGGACAAAACAAAAUCAAUACCAAGUGGCACCAUGAGGGUGAGACUGAAGUUGGAGAAAAAAAGACUUGGAUCACAACAUUUGGCAACAGCACAGAACUUCAACUUCUGAUGGAGGGAGAAAGAGAGCAGCUCAUGACAGAAAGUGAGAAAAUGAAGUAUUUGAACAAGACAAAGGCAAAACUUGAUGAGGAGUUUGAGAAGAAUGGGGUAGAGUUGGAACAUGUGCAACAGUUGAUUACAACACUGACGGAGCAGAAGAAAGAUCUGAGGAACCAGAGAGAGAAACUCAUCUCACUACAGCAGGAGGACAAGAUCAAGAUACAAGAGUAUGAGAAGAAGCUGACGACAAAACCAAAAACAGACAAACACAAAAAAAAGAAGAAGCGUGAAAUGACCAAAGAGUUUCUGGAGAAGAGGGCGACAGAACACGAGGAACUGUUAAAGAACACAGAGGAACUAUUGGAGACAACAGACAAUCUGAUUAUUAGAAUGACAGAAAGGAAAGGGAAACUAGAGAAGGAUAAAGAGCAAAUAAAUAAAUACCUCAAAGAGACAGAGAGACAGAGAGAAGAGGUUCAGAGGAAACUUCAGGCAGCGCAGUCAGAGAGAGAAGAGGAAAUAAAUGAAACAUUAUCUGAACCAGAGAGAGAAACUCAUCUCACUACAGAAGGAGGACAAGACACAGAUACAGCACAAGAAGAAGCUGGAGAUGAAACCAAAAACGGACAAAAGCAAAAAGACCAUAAAGAAUCUAGACAGGAGAAAUACAGAACACAGAGAGACUGUAACCUGAUAAUGAGAAUGACAGAGAGGAAAUGGAAACUAGAGAAGGAUAAGAAGCAAAUAAAUAAAUACCUGGAAGAGACAGAGAGAAGAGCUUCAGUGGAAACUUCAGUUAGAGCAUCCAGAAGGAGUAGAUGAUAUAUAUUAUCCAUUAACAAAUGAUCCCAUGUGAUUAUUUUAUUUAGUAUUCAAUUGCAAAACUUCUGAACAUUUAUAAAAUUAUGAUUCAUUUUAGAUCCCUAAUGUCAUUUAAUCACCUGGUUAUUCCAAACCAGAUGUGACCACAGUCUGUUCGCUGCUCACAUCCUCCAUCCUUUGUUCUAGUAAUGUAUCAUUAUGUUGCAUAAUAAUGUUGUGAAUUGUGAAAAGUUUUGAAUAUGUUGUGCUAUAACAUUAUUUUGCUGUAUUUGUAUAUGCUGGUUUCACUGACAUAAAUGAUUUAUUUACUGUAUGUGUGACUGAACAAUACAGAAUAAUUUAGGGUAGUUUAUAUUAGUAUUCCCCAAGGGUUUUGGUUUUAUUAGUUGUUUAAGUUAAGUACUUCAAUUUAAAUACUCACAGAUUACAACAAAUGAUUGAUAUGUUUUAAAUUAAAUUCAAAAUUGAUUUGA